AUGGAAAUCCCGACAGAAUUUAUUCAAGUUUUUCCGUUAAUUGGAUCAAGAAUCGGCGGACAAAUUGUAUAUGUGCGGUUUUAUAAUUUGACACAAUGGCCGGUUGAUAUUAUUUGGAUGAGAUCAGCUGUAAGUUUUUUAGCGUAAACAGAACAUUAAAGUAUUGAGCAAAAAGUGCAAUAAAUUUGAAAUUGACCCAUACGUUUUGUGAGAAAAAAGAGUUUGCUAUGAAUUUCUGGAGCUCUAGUGAAAAUUAUAUGAGAUUUCAGAAACUCUCAACUCAAUAAAUGUUUUCCAGGCGACUCCAACAAAAUACGCCACACUGAAAAAACAACAAUGGAUCGAUAUUCAAACAUACGAAGGCCAUCCUUGGAUUUUUCGUAGAAGUUUGGAUGGAGCACCAAUGGUUAUCAAUCAGGAGGAAAUAUUUUGGCCACAACCUGUUGCCAGAAAUUAUAUUGUUCGCAAUUCUCUGUUUAUUACCACACCAUGUAAGUAUUUCGGAUGAGAAUUUUGAGAAUCAAUAAGGAAUGAGGCUCUAUAUGACAAAUGUUCAAAUGUUGCUUAAACGAUACCAUAAGAUUUUUCAAAUUUUCUAGAACAAAAUUCUGGCGUUUAAUAAUCACUAAAUUUACAGUAAUGUCACUAGCCGAACUUUCUGCAAGACGACUGCUUCUCCCUGGUUCAACUUUUGAUCAAAAUCAAUUCCUCGGCUUGCCCCCUCGCCUCAAGGUAAUAUUUUAUUUCAAUAAUACUCCCGCAAAAAACUAAUCACACAAUAUUUCCAGAGUCUAAUAAUAACUAUCAAAGCUCAAGAAAAAGCUUAUCGUGCAUCAUCUGUAAAAAUUCCAAUGCCAGUCGAGCCACGAAAUCGUCCACCACCGGCUGCUCCGAAUCCGGGACAGAGAUAA
Messenger RNA from Caenorhabditis angaria, 911 nucleotides. NCBI's taxonomy places the organism in Eukaryota, Metazoa, Nematoda, Chromadorea, Rhabditida, Rhabditidae. The record is from the annotation of a GenBank genome assembly.